Messenger RNA from Didymodactylos carnosus, 828 nucleotides. NCBI's taxonomy places the organism in Eukaryota, Metazoa, Rotifera, Eurotatoria, Philodinida, Philodinidae. The record is from the annotation of a GenBank genome assembly.
AUGGCUCAUCCAAAUACAUCGAAAGCGAAAAGACAAGAAGAAAAAUAUGUGCAAUUAAUAAGGGAUUUAGCCGCUUUACCGCAAAAUAAACAAUGUUUUGAUUGUCACCAGAAAGGACCAACCUAUGUAAACAUGACCAUUGGAAGCUUUGUAUGUACUGCGUGUAGUGGUUUGCUUCGCGGACUCAAUCCACCACAUCGUGUUAAAUCGAUUAAUAUGUCAACAUUCACGCAAGAUGAAGUCGAAUUUAUGCGAAAUCAUGGAAAUUCUUUAAACAAAACGGUUUAUCUCGGUCUGUAUGAUUCAAACGCUGGAUUUAGUCCAGAUCCAAAAGAUACAGAACGAUUCAAAGAAUUUUUAUCUCAAAAAUAUGAACGCAAGCGAUGGUAUGUCGCGCCUACUGAAGCUGUGAAACAAAAAGCCAGAGCAGACACUAAUGCAUUACUAGAAAAAACAAAUAAUGGCAAUGCAAAAACUUCUACAAAUUCAACAGCUUUGGUACAAACACCCAAUUCUCCAAAUUCAACUCACAUCCAAGAUGAAGCACAUCCAACUCCUCCUGCUCCUUCUCAACCUGUUCGCACAUCGUUUGUCUCGAGAAAAAGUUCGCAAGCUCCAAUGCUUGUUUUUGAUACACCGGUGACUACAUCAUCAACAACAGCGAAUAGAACGUCACCCAAUGAUCAGUCAUUUGGUUCGUUUCCGACUCAAGCACAAAAUAAUGAUAGUAGUUGGGGUGCAUUCGCUGAGAGCACAAAUUCAAAACCUUCUGAUAAAACAUUAACUCAACCACCAUCUGAACCGGUAGAUGAAGUUUCUUUUUUCUGA